Molecule: messenger RNA, 2268 nt
Organism: Fundulus heteroclitus (mummichog)
Lineage: Eukaryota; Metazoa; Chordata; Actinopteri; Cyprinodontiformes; Fundulidae
Product: phosphatase and actin regulator 1
Exons: 12
Coding region: 354-2180 (608 amino acids)
Biological process (GO): stress fiber assembly; cell motility
Molecular function (GO): actin binding
Source: RefSeq, a predicted model, not a curated record
GGAUUAGCCACAACCGUCUGCAGUCCACGGCACACGGAGAGGGAGAGAGUCACUGCCAUUCACCACUCCGCCUCUCCUUUAUUAUUAGCUCCCCUGGAUCUGCCAGCAGCUGCGACUUUGCGCAACCGAAUCUACCCCAGAGCACAAUACGGAUCUCAGGUAAAAAAAACAAUAAGAAUAAUAAUAAUUUAAAAAAAAGGCGCAGGAUUACUGGAGAAGAGCAAUCGAUUCGGAGUAGGUCAGGUAGGACUCGAAGAAUGGCCCUUUAAAUUGAAACCCCGCAUCGUAUAGUAACAUCGCCUCGAUAUAUAUUUUUUUGGGGUGUGUUUUUUUUUUCUCUGUCUCGCGUCCGCAUGUUCAAGACGGCCAAUUACCCGGCGGUGGAUCCCGCUCCCACCAUCAUGCGCGGCGCCUGGCUUUCCACGGGCUGCCGAGAAAACACGCCCGUGGCGGUGGAGAAACCCAAGAAAAAGGCGUUCAGCCUGGUCAAAAUCAUGGCUCUGAGUAACAAGAAGGACCACGGUCAGAAUCCGCACCAGCAGCAGCAGCAGCAGCAGCAUCACCAUCACCACCACCACAACAACAACAACAUGCCUUUCACCAUCCACUGUCAUAUCGGGAAGGAAAUCAAGCACAUUUGCAGCAACUGCAGCCGUGGAAACAACAGGCAGCAGGACGCUGAGGAAGUAGAGCGGCUGUCUGCCAUGCGCUCCGAGUCCCUGGUCUCUGGCACACACACUCCGCCCAUCCGGCAUCGGAGCAAGUUUGCAACUCUUGGAAGGCUCCUCAAGCCCUGGAAGUGGAGAAAGAAGAAGAGUGAAAAGUUUAAGCAGACAUCUGCAGCUUUGGAGAGGAAGAUGUCCUUGCGACAGAGCAGAGAUGAACUCAUCAAGCGAGGGGUUCUGAAGGAGAUCUUUGAAAAAGCUACUGUUGAAUUCCGAUCCUCUAUGGACGGCGGUAUUUGCCCUCAGGAACCCUCUAUUAAGACAUCUAUGGUCCUUCCCACCAAGAAAUCUGUCUCUUUUUCAAGUGAGCAUCAGGAGACCCCAGCCAAGCCCCCACUCUACCACAAGCAGCCUCCUGCCCUGCCUCCAAAGCCUUUCUCUAGGAUCCCAAACCAUAGCACAGAUUCUUGCCAGCCAAUGAAGUUGCCCUGCAUGCCCGGGGCCAAGCACUCCCCGCCCUUGCCUCCGAAGAAAGUGAUGAUCUGCGUGCCUCCAGGCGGGCUGGACUCCUCGCCGUCUCCUUCCCCCAUCCCCCUCAACUCGCUCCCCCCAAAGUGCGCGCCUCCUCAGGGCUUGCCCUCUCACCACGGCACGCUGCUGCCCUCCCAGCUCGCCGGCCUGUCCGGGCUCCACCAGAGCCACGGCCACCCGCUCCAGCUCCAGUACGGCGGCCUGCACGCCCCCAGCCGCAUCAUAGAGGAGCUCAAUAAAACCCUGGCACUAUCCCUGCAGCGCUUUGAAAGCUGUGCUUUACUGGGCAGUGUCCAGUGUGCUCCCCUGGACAGGAGAGAAGUGCCAUCGGUCAUAAUCGACUACGAGGAUGACAAGGAGAAUAUGCCCAACGAGUCGGACUACGAAGACCUGCCCAGCAUGUACAAGGACGAUGACGUGGACGACGACGAGGAGGACGACGAAGACGACGAAGACGAUGACUCCAUAUUUAAAAGUACCCUGGCUAAGAAGGUGCUACGGAAGGAUUCUCUGGCCAUCAAGCUGAGCAAUCGUCCGUCCAAGAGAGAGCUGGAGGAGAAAAACAUUUUGCCUAUGCAGACAGAUGAGGAGAGGCUGGAAUCAAGGCAGCAGAUAGGCACCAAACUCACAAGGCGCCUGAGCCAGAGACCUACAGCCGAGGAACUAGAACAAAGAAACAUCCUCAAACCUCGCAAUGAGCAAGAGGAAAUGGAGGAAAAGAGGGAAAUAAAACGGAGGCUGACGCGAAAGCUGAGCCAGAGGCCCACCGUAGAGGAGCUGAGACAAGCCAAAAUUCUUAUCAGAUUCAGUGACUAUGUAGAGGUGUCUGACGCGCAGGACUAUGACCGCCGAGCGGACAAGCCCUGGACCCGACUCACAGCAGCUGAUAAGGCAGCAAUCAGGAAAGAACUCAACGAUUUUAAGAGCAAUGAGAUGGAAGUUCACGAGUCAAGUCGUCAUUUAACCAGGUUUCACAGACCAUAGUAGACCACAACUGUCUCGAGCAGUCCAGUCUGCUCCUCUGGAGAACCUUAAGUGCUGGACAGUUAAAAAAAAAAAAAAAAAAAAAAAA